AUGCCCGGCCUCCUGCUCCUGCUCCUCUCCGCUGCUCUGUCCUGGGAGCUCCGUGCACAGGCCGCUCCCUCGCCCUGCCUCGCCCCGGCUCAGUGGGAGGGUCGCUGGGUGCAGUACGACCACAGCACCGGGAGGAACACCCGAGCCGCGGUCUCCUAUGACGGCCUGAACCAGCGCCUGCGCGUCCUGCAGCAGCACAAGAAGCACACGCCCUGCCAAAGGUACUUUGAGUUCAUCUACUUGUUCCAGAGUGCCGUGCUGUUUCAGAUCGACCAGAAGACUAAAGAGUGCUCCAAGCUGGCCCUGCUCCAGGCCUGGGACCCCUUCGACAUCCCUGACAACUCCACCUACGAAGACGAGUACACGGUGGGGGGCCCUGGGGACAGCAUGGAGGUGCAGGAGUGGUCCGACCGCAAACCUGCGCGCCAACAUGAGUCGUGGGUGGGCAUGUACACGGUGAAGGACUGCUACCCAGUGCAGGAGACCUACACCCAGAACGCCAGCCUCACCACCUCCACGCGCUUCUUCGACCUGCGCCUGGGCAUCAGUGACCCCCAGGUCUUCACGCCGCCCCCCACCUGCACUUUAGCCCGAGCCCGGCCCCUCCGCCACGACCUCUGCUGA
Molecule: messenger RNA, 624 nt
Organism: Knipowitschia caucasica
Lineage: Eukaryota; Metazoa; Chordata; Actinopteri; Gobiiformes; Gobiidae
Source: the annotation of a GenBank genome assembly